CUUCGACAAUACAUAAGUGGAUCUUGCUUUAACCAAUAUGCCAGGGUCCCCGCCAAUACCUGCCAAUACCUAACGUCCAAAGCUUGAGCUUGACUUCAAAUGUUCUUCUUCCUUUCCCACUAUUAUUUUUAUGUUUACUACUUUUAUGUAUCGUUGGCUAAGAACUUGAACAUUACAUACAUAGAACUUCCAGCAUUAAAAAAAAAAAAACACAACUUGCUAAAACAUACUACCUACCUAUCACCGCUAUUUUCCCUCUCUUAAAGCACUCAUAUCUAUAAUACCUCAUCUUGUCUUGUCUUAUCUAUAUUAUCAGUCUAUCCUAUUUUACUUUUAAUACCUGAAUAACCUCCCCCUUUUCACUAAUCAUGUUCAACUGGGCAAAGCAAACUUUGGCCAAUGUCGUUGGUACCGAGGAACCCAUCUAUGGCCCCUCAGCCAUAAGGUCCGUUGCCGAAGAUGCCAAGAAGACGCCCUAUACGGAGUUAACCAGGGACGACAUGAAGUGGGAGGCAAUGGAGUCGACCUCUGUAGAGACCCAAACCUUCUAUUUCAUGGCCGACGAUGGUCAUCUUGCCUUUUGCCAGGUCAUUUACAGUAAUGUCGUUGGCAUUCGAACGACAUCCCAGUUCAACUCCAAGGUCUUCUACACCGAUGGCAGGAAACCUCUAUGGAGCACAACGCCCUUGAACCACGUCGACUUUAGUGAAGACAAAUCUUGCUUCUUUGCCAAAGAUUGCGCCCUAGAACUGUCCGAGGAUGGGAAAUCGUAUACCAUUAAGUCUAUGAACGAUCCCCAGUCUAUCGUCAACCUCAAAAUUACCCGGAUAUCGCCGGGUUUUGUUGCUGGCAAGGAUGGCAAGACCUUAUAUGGAACGGAUUUAGAAAACCCGUGGGGCACCAUGCGGCACGCGUUCUGGCCGAGGUGUGUGACAGAAGGAAGUAUUAUGACCAAGGACGGCCCCAUCGACUUCAAAGGAAAGGGAUUUCUUUCCCACGCCUUACAGGGCAUGAAACCCCAUCAUGCAGCAGCCCGAUGGAACUUCGUCAAUUUUCAAGGACCAACCUAUUCAGCGAUCAUGAUGGAAUUCACUACGCCACCAUCGUAUGGAACCACAGUUGUGGGUGUUGGUGGGAUUGUUAAGGAAGGGGAGAUUAUUGCUGCCGGAACCAACUGUAGCGCCAAGCACCUCAAAACAAAGCAAGACACAGAGAACGACUGGCCUGAGCCGACCGAGGUCCGGUUUGACUGGGCUGGUGCUACCAAAGAUGGAAAGCCCGUGGAAGCAUCUAUCGAAGUCGUUCUUGGUAGCAGGAUUGACAGAAUCGAUGUCAUGGCAGAAGUACCUGGUUUUGUGAAGAAGAUUGUUGCUGGCGCGGCAGGAACUAAACCGUAUAUAUAUCAAUUCUAUCCCCACAGCACCCCGCUUGACCUCAAGAUCAAGAUCGGGGAUGAAGAGAUCAUCGAAAAGGGACGAUUGUUCAGUGAAGCAACCUUUAUAUCAGCAACAGAAUGAUAUAAGCAAGACUUGGAAUAUGGCACAGCAUAAAUGCCCAGCACUUAAUAAAGCGGAAUCGCCAAGACGAGGAUAUUAUCUGUCUGGCACCACGUUUGGAGUGUGGUUAUCAGAUGACAGAUGGUCGUCUUAAUAGAUUCGGCUGUGCUAUGGCUUCUCACCGACAGUUGGCAUGCGGCCUGGAUAUCAAAUUACACGCGGAUUAAGUAGGCAUGCUGCAUCCUAGACUCUAUAGAGAUACAAUACCACUCGUUAAGCUUCGAGGUGGUUAGCGAAUAAGCGCACUCGUCCAUUCAAAGUCUUGAUUAGUCUUUUAUAGGUUGCAUUGUGAAGGCUAUAUAAAUACAAUGGUUAGACUUGAACGCUCCAGCUCAUCCACGGAUGGAUGUACUGGUACAUGUGACAGAGUCUUACAGACCAGAAUGUAGCCGGGCAAGUCCAAGUAGCCUAGUUACGAGAUGUGAAUAAGGAGCGGCACGGCCGGGAUAAAAAGGCAUACACUAGAAAAGAUAACGAAAGCACCACGCGUCAUGUUAUUCCAGAUACGGAUACUACUAUGUACUAGUAUGUAUGUAGUACACCCUCCUACUAGGCUCCUAGAAUCAUGUACCGAGGUACAUAGGUCCGUUAUGAAAGUCUUAUCGAUAGGUUCCCAC
Hypoxylon fragiforme is the source of this 2173-nucleotide messenger RNA. RefSeq names its product oxidative stress survival, Svf1-like protein. The coding region runs from base 369 to 1517 and encodes 382 amino acids. Gene Ontology annotation, biological process: response to oxidative stress. Lineage: Eukaryota; Fungi; Ascomycota; Sordariomycetes; Xylariales; Hypoxylaceae. Gene Ontology annotation, cellular component: cytoplasm. The record is from RefSeq and is a predicted model, not a curated record. The transcript is spliced from 4 exons.